AUGGCUGAGAACAUCCUCUUCACUGUUCUGGUUGUGGCUGAUCAUCAUCUUCACACCCUCAUGUACUUCUUCCUGGGGAACCUGUCCUUCUUGCAGACCUGCUAUAGUUCCACCAUCCUAUCCAGAAUGCUUGCCAGCCUCCUGACUGGAGACAAAACCAUUUCUGUUAUGGGAUGUAUUAUACAACUUUCUAUUUUUGGUUUCCUAGGAGCUACAGAGUGUUAUCUCCUGGCUGCAAUGUCUUAUGACAGAUAUAUAGCCAUCUGCAAACCUCUGCACUAUGUAAUCCUCAUGAAUGGUAGGAUCUGCCAUCAGCUUGCAGCUGGGGCUUGGCUAAGUGGGUUCAUGGGUAGUGCUAUAAUGACAAUUCUGGUUACCCAAUUAACUUUCUGUGGCCCCAGUGACACUGAUCAUUUCUUUUGUGAUUUCACCCCACUGACAAAGCUGUCCUGCAGUAAUGCCAGCCUAGUCACUCUGGUUACUGCUGUGCUUUCCUCUGUGGAAACUCUGCUCCCAUUUGUAUUCACCAUGGAAACCUAUGUUUGUAUCAUCACUACCAUCUUGAAAAUCCCUUCAACCACUGGGAAGCAAAAGGCAUUUUCCAUCUGCUCCGCUCACCUUCUUGUGGUAGCUAUGUUUUAUGGGACCCUAAUUCUUGUCUAUGUGAUACCAAAAACUUCUGCACUCAUAGAUCUGAACAAGAUGUUCUCUCUGUUCUACACUGUCUUGACUCCUGUGGCAAAUCCUCUGGUAUACAGCCUGAGAAACAAAGAGAUAAAGGAAUCACUGAGAAAUAUUGUCAGUCAAUGCAGAACUUCUCGGUUCUGA
This is a messenger RNA of Alligator mississippiensis (American alligator), 828 nucleotides long. Its product is annotated as olfactory receptor 6N1-like. The coding region runs from base 1 to 828 and encodes 275 amino acids. Gene Ontology annotation, molecular function: olfactory receptor activity; G protein-coupled receptor activity. Gene Ontology annotation, cellular component: membrane. NCBI's taxonomy places the organism in Eukaryota, Metazoa, Chordata, Crocodylia, Alligatoridae. Gene Ontology annotation, biological process: G protein-coupled receptor signaling pathway. The record is from RefSeq and is a predicted model, not a curated record. The transcript has a single exon.